AUGGCUUUACAACCACACAUCGGGGAGGGGGCAUUCAGGGAUGAACCAAAGAUAGAUGAAGGCCCAAUAAUUGACGGCAAGCCAACGAGUAUCUCAACAUGGUCAGCAAAACAGUUGAAAGACUGCGCUCUCCUACCUGGCCUGUUCAAGACGAUCAAUUUGGCUUAUCUGACGUCUGACGAGAAGAGUUUUGGUACAAGUACCGGAGAUAGACUCAAGUCCACCGAAGAUCUGAUACAAGUGCUUCGCAACGAUGCCAACUCAUUCAUCAUCAUAUUAAACCAAACUCAUAGCGACAGAGAGGUUUUAUCAACUGCCAGCUGUCGAAGGUACUACGGACCGGAAUCGGAUACCAGUCGGGCUUGGGCGUGCACUCACACGCCUGCACCUGGUGUCGAAGAGUGGGAACUGAAGUUGGUGGCGACUCAUCCUUCAGCUCAAGGCAAAGGGCUGGCGAGCUACAUGCUCGGACUUACGGAGAAAGAGGUCGUCAGUCGAUUCAACGCUAGAGAAGGGAGUCGUCGCAAGGCUGCGGCGGCGCAGUCUCAUCCCAAGAUGAUCAUGUGCACCCCAGAGACGACAUUUGCGGAAUUCUAUGCUCGAAGAGGGUAUGGCAAGGAUUACGUGCGGCCCUUUAAAAACGAUCAUAUUGGCUUUGACAUAAACUUCAUGUCCAAGAUGCUGGAUCCGAAAGAUGGUGAUCAUAUGGAAUAG
Messenger RNA from Zasmidium cellare ATCC 36951, 714 nucleotides. RefSeq lists its product as uncharacterized. The transcript has a single exon. NCBI's taxonomy places the organism in Eukaryota, Fungi, Ascomycota, Dothideomycetes, Mycosphaerellales, Mycosphaerellaceae. The coding region runs from base 1 to 714 and encodes 237 amino acids. The record is from RefSeq and is a predicted model, not a curated record.